AUGGAUGUUCCCUUGGAUAUAAAAGCAAACACUACAAAGGGUUUCGUAGAAGUUGAAUGUGGUAUUGAAUUUAUUGUUUAUUUAGCAAUUGAAGUCCCUAAUACGCACAUGACACCAUACGUGCACAUAGAAUUGGUAGAAGAAAAACUUGAAGCUGGGCAAGGAAAAUCAGUUUAUCGUCGUUUAUUUUCCAGAUUUUGCACUCCUAUUUUCCUAGAGUCUUUCAUUUUGACUUUUUUAGCUGAAUGGGGGGAUCGCAGCCAGAUAACCACAAUUGCUCUGGCUACUCAUAAGAAUGCUGCUGGAGUAGCCGUGGGAGCUAUAUUAGGGCACACGAUAUGUACAUCAGUUGCAGUGCUGGGAGGGAGCAUGCUGGCAUCCAAGAUCUCCCAGCGAACCGUUGCUACAAUUGGAGGCCUGCUUUUCCUCGGAUUUUCCUUGUCUUCAUUCUUCUACCCUCCAUUGUGAUUUACAUUAUAUUAUGGAAAUCUUACUGAUUAUUAUUCACACUCCUAAGGUUUUGCUUGCUGCUGUUUUAUUUUCUUUUUAGUUUCUCCGUUGGCUAUGCAGUUAAGCUCUAAUAUUUCUGAUGUUACAUUUUUUUUCCCCUUAAUUUAUGGUCCUCUUGCUUCAGAUA
Dendrobium catenatum is the source of this 637-nucleotide messenger RNA. Its product is annotated as GDT1-like protein 4. The record is from RefSeq and is a predicted model, not a curated record. NCBI's taxonomy places the organism in Eukaryota, Viridiplantae, Streptophyta, Magnoliopsida, Asparagales, Orchidaceae. Gene Ontology annotation, cellular component: Golgi apparatus. Gene Ontology annotation, biological process: manganese ion transmembrane transport; Golgi calcium ion transport; calcium ion transmembrane transport. Bases 1 to 468 code for a protein of 155 amino acids. The transcript is spliced from 4 exons. Gene Ontology annotation, molecular function: manganese ion transmembrane transporter activity; calcium ion transmembrane transporter activity.